UGCCUUGCUGGCAGAGCCAGGACCAAUGGGGUGCUGCACCCCAGGAGGCCUGGGCCAAUCUGAGCCUGAGCCCCAGGGGCUCCCGGCCAAUCAGGCGCUGCACCCCAGGUGACCCAGCCAGUGGGAGGAGGCGGCUCCCAGGCCUGGGGACAGACGGACUGACAGCCGCCGCCAUACCGGACGCGAUGGGGGCCCCAGGCUGGGCCACCCUCCUGCUGCUGGCGCUCGGCACCCAGGCACUGAUCCGGAUCCCCCUGCGGAAGUUCCCUUCGGUCCGGAGCAGGUUCCGUUGGCCGGGGCUCCCCAUUGCCGACCUGGGGGCUGGCAGGGGGCCGGGCAGGGGGCCCCACAGCCGCUCAGCUGGCCCCCAGCGUCUGCACAAUUACAUGGACGCCCAGUACUAUGGGGAGAUCGGGAUCGGGACGCCCCCCCAGCAGUUCAGCGUCGUCUUCGACACGGGCUCGUCCGACCUGUGGGUGCCUUCGGCCGGCUGCUGCCUCCUCCACCUGGCGUGCUGGGUGCACACUCACUACCACUCGCUCUUCUCCUGCACCCACAAACGCAACCACACCAAGUUCUCCAUCCACUAUGGGACCGGCAGCCUGAAGGGUUUCCUCAGCCAGGACACAAUCACCGUGUCCAACCUGACGGUGGAGAACCAGACGUUCGCUGAAGCCGUGGACCUGCCGGGGCUGGUGUUCGUGGCAGCCAAGUUCGACGGGAUCCUGGGGAUGGGGUACCCCAGCCUCUCGGUGCGCGGGGUCACCCCCGUCUUCGACAACAUGAUGGCGCAGGGGCUGCUGGACCAGAACGUCUUCUCCUUCCACCUCCGCAGGGGCUCAGCGGACGGGGGCGAGCUGCUGCUGGGGGGCACGGACCCGGAGCUGCAUGAAGGGGAGCUGCAUUAUGUGCCCGUGUCCCGCAAGGCCUACUGGCAGGUCAAGGUGGACAGGAUCCGGGUGAAGAAGGCCCAGGGGGAGCACCAGUGCAAGGGGCUGUCUCUCUGCCGGGGGGGCUGCCAGGCCAUUGUGGACACAGGCACCUCCCUCAUCGCGGGCCCCAGCAAGGAGAUCAAGAUGCUGCACAAGGCCCUGGGACCCUUCCACGCCCUCAAUGGGCAGUACCUGCUAGAUUGCGACCAGCUCUCAGGCCUGCCCGAGGUCUCCUUCGUGCUGGGUGGGAAGCCCUUCAGCCUGACGGGGGAGCAGUACGUGCUGAAGGUGACGCAGCUGGACAUCACCAUCUGCGUCAGCGGGUUCAUGGCCCUGGACGUGCCCGCCCCCGCCGGCCCCCUCUGGAUCUUGGGGGACGUCUUCCUGGGCCAGUACUACACGGUGUUCGACCGGGACCAGGACCGCGUGGGGCUGGCGCGGGCCAAGUCGCCCCCUCCCCCAGCACCGCGAGAGACGCCCCCACCCAGCACCACGUCGAGCCCCAAAACCCACCCCCCAGCCCUGAGCACCCCCCAGCCCACGACUCACACCGGGGCCUCAGGACGCCUGGGUUCCACCCACAGCUCUGGGACAGGAGGGGGGUCUAGUGGUUAGAGGAGGGGGGCUGGUGUCACAGAGUGUGGGGGAGUCGGGACCCUGCUCCCCCCAUUUCCUGCGACUCACUGGGACUCUCAGCUGGCUGGUAACACAGAAGGUUUAUUAGCCGACAGGAACAGCCCAAAACCCACAGCUUGUGGGUACAAGAAACAGGACCCCUCAGUCAGGUCCCUCUUGGGGGAUGGGGACCCCAGACCCCGGUUCUUGGUUCCCCCCCCAUCUCCCCAGCCAGCCCCAAACUGAAACCCCUUCCCGCUGCCUCCCCCAGCCACACCCCUGGCCUGCCCCCCCGCAGGUUCCGCAGGGCAGCUGCCAUCCCUUACAUGCCGGCCAUCAGGUGUCAUCCCCCAGCGAAGUCACCCCCUCAUUUCCCAUCCCCAGCUAGUUUUGGAGCAGCACCCCAGGGAAACCAAGGCACGCCCCGUCUCAGCUUGCUGGGCAGGGCUUAGCCGAUCUGAGAGGAGAAUUGCUUCCAGGAGGGAGCCAGCUCCUGUCUCAGGGAAUAGAUCUUCUAACGGGUCAUCCCCCUCCCAAUGCCCACACACGGCUUCACCGUGUUGACAUGGUACACCCGGCGGCGGUGUGCCAUUUUCGACAGCUCCACCGCAUAGUUUGCCUCAUUUAGCUGCUUGACAACCUUGAAAGGGCCUUGCCAGGCGGCCUGGAGUUUGUUUUUCCUCACGGGGAUGAGAACCAUCACCUGAUCCCCGGUGGCAAAGGCACAGGCUCGU
Gopherus flavomarginatus (Mexican gopher tortoise) is the source of this 2281-nucleotide messenger RNA. RefSeq names its product cathepsin D-like. Gene Ontology annotation, biological process: proteolysis. The coding region runs from base 186 to 1547 and encodes 453 amino acids. Gene Ontology annotation, cellular component: lysosome. Gene Ontology annotation, molecular function: aspartic-type endopeptidase activity. NCBI's taxonomy places the organism in Eukaryota, Metazoa, Chordata, Testudines, Testudinidae. The transcript has 9 exons. The record is from RefSeq and is a predicted model, not a curated record.